This is a messenger RNA of Nelumbo nucifera (sacred lotus), 990 nucleotides long. RefSeq lists its product as uncharacterized. Gene Ontology annotation, molecular function: calcium ion binding. NCBI's taxonomy places the organism in Eukaryota, Viridiplantae, Streptophyta, Magnoliopsida, Proteales, Nelumbonaceae. The record is from RefSeq and is a predicted model, not a curated record.
UCAGUUCUCACUCCUUCGAGAAAGAGCGGUUGCCUUUGCUUGACGCUUGUUGACUCACUGUAGUCUGUAGAUCACAGAAAACUCAAUAAAUCACAGGUCUUUGGAGGCAGCAGUAAUACAAUGAUACAAUUCAACGUUGGAGCAUCGUGUAUAUAUAACUGCAGAGCCAACUCUGGUUUUGCUCAGAACAAACCAUUAAUAGAAAAGAAAAAAGCUUCCACUUGAUCUCCUUAUUCAUCCUAUUCUUCUUUGAUCGAAGGCUUGAAGCUUGUUUACAUUUUACGAAGAUGAGUGUAGAAAUUUUGGAUGGUGCAACCGUUCGCAGCUUUGUGGAGGACGAGCAAGCUUUUGAAGACUGUGUUUACGAUCGAUUCACUCAGCUCGACAACAACCGGGACGGCUGCCUCUCGUAUGCAGAAAUGGUGAAGGAACUUCAGAACUUGAGGAUACUCGAAAUCCACUUUGGCGUAGACGUCAAGAUGGAUCCCAACGAGCUGGCGAUCACGUAUCGCUCCCUUUUCCAUCAAUUUGAUCGCGACUCCAAUGGGUCUGUGAACUUGGAGGAGUUCAGAGCCGAAAUCAAACAAAUGAUGCUCGCCAUGGCCAAUGGGUUAGGGUUCCUGCCUGUUCAGAUGGUCUUAGAAGAGGGCAGCUUCUUGAAGAAAGCGGUAGAUCGAGAGUCUUUCAAUGCAUCCGCCUAAUCUGUGUUCUCCUCUGUUUUCCCUUGAAAAGUCUACGGUACCUGAAACCUUCUUGUUUUAUCUCUUUCCAAUUUCCAUUGGCUUCAUUUAAUCCACAAUAGUGGAGUAAUUGUAAGCAACAUUAUGCCUAUAAAGGAAAUUUCAGUUAGAUUAUUACCAAACACCACCCAGGAAAAGGAGGAAAUUGGUUAUUAAUUCUCAUUAUUGUUGGAAUUCUUCAAAAGAUUUCAUGAAUUCAGAAUUCUGAUUUAUGGGUCUAUACAAACAUACAGUGGAUGAGUGAAAAAUA